GAGUUAGGACGUUACAGCUCCUGACAGACAGAGCGCUACAGACUACACGGCUGCUGCUGCUGAUGUAAAAGUUAGGAGAACUCCGGUGUCGUUUAUUUUAUUUUAUUCCAUUCCGUCCGUACGUAAUUAAACACACAUAUCGGGUUUGAACACGGGUGUUUUGACAGAAGUGGCAGCGGAGGAGUCGCAACACUUUAACGAGGUUUUUUUCCCCUUCUUCUUCUUCUUCUCUCCCUUCACAUUUUUUCAAGCCACAUCCAUAAAGGGUCAGCAUGGCCCAGUGGAACCAGUUGCAGCAGUUGGAGACGCGCUACCUGGAGCAGCUGUACCAUCUGUACAGUGACAGCUUCCCUAUGGAGCUCCGCCAGUUUCUUGCCCCCUGGAUCGAGAGUCAGGACUGGGCGUAUGCAGCCAAUAAGGAGUCUCACGCCACGCUGGUGUUUCAUAACCUGUUGGGAGAGAUCGACCAGCAGUACAGCCGCUUCCUGCAGGAGAACAACGUCCUUUACCAGCACAACCUGAGACGCAUCAAGCAGCACCUGCAGAGCAAGUACCUGGAGAAGCCCAUGGAGAUCGCUCGCAUCGUCGCACGCUGUCUGUGGGAGGAGCAGAGACUGCUGCAGACCGCCACUACUGCUCAGCAAGAUGGCCAGGCCGCUCAGCACAGCGGGACAGUGGUGACGGAGAAACAGCAGCUCCUGGAGCACAGACUGCAGGACAUCAGGAAGAAAGUGCAGGAUAUGGAGCAGAAAAUGAAGAUGCUGGAGAACCUGCAGGAUGACUUUGAUUUCAACUACAAGACUCUGAAGAGCGCAGGCGAGCUGUCCCAGGACCUGAAUGGGAACAGCCAGGCUGCAGCCACCAGACAGAAGAUGGCCCAGCUGGAGCAGAUGCUGAGCGCCCUGGAUCAGCUCAGGAGGCAAAUCGUGGCUGAUAUGGCAGGGCUGCUGCAGGCCAUGGACUUUGUGCAGAAGAAUCUGACUGAUGAGGAGCUUGCUGAUUGGAAGAGGAGACAGCAGAUCGCCUGCAUCGGAGGACCUCCCAACAUUUGCCUGGACCGGCUAGAGACAUGGAUCACGUCAUUGGCCGAGUCUCAGCUACAGAUCAGGCAGCAGAUAAAGAAACUGGAGGAGCUCCAGCAGAAAGUCUCGUAUAAAGGAGAUCCCAUAGUUCAGCACCGCCCUGCCCUGGAGGAAAAGAUCGUAGACCUCUUCCGCAAUCUCAUGAAGAGUGCGUUUGUGGUUGAGAGACAGCCGUGUAUGCCAAUGCAUCCCGACAGACCUCUGGUUAUAAAGACAGGAGUUCAAUUCACCAAUAAAGUUCGGUUACUGGUGAAAUUCCCAGAACUAAAUUACCAGCUGAAAAUCAAAGUUUGCAUCGACAAGGAGUCUGGAGAUGUUGCAGCCAUUCGAGGGUCACGCAAGUUCAACAUCCUGGGCACGAACACCAAGGUGAUGAACAUGGAGGAGUCCAACAAUGGCAGCCUGUCCGCUGAAUUCAAACACCUGACUCUGCGAGAACAGAGGUGUGGCAACGGUGGCCGAACCAACAGCGACGCCUCUCUGAUAGUCACCGAAGAGCUUCAUCUGAUCACCUUUGAGACAGAGGUUUACCACCAGGGCCUUAAAAUCGACCUCGAGACACACUCUCUCCCUGUUGUAGUCAUUUCUAAUAUCUGCCAGAUGCCCAACGCCUGGGCAUCCAUUCUGUGGUACAACAUGCUGACUAACCAUCCCAAGAAUGUGAAUUUCUUCACGAAGCCUCCAGUGGGUACAUGGGAUCAGGUGGCUGAAGUUCUGAGCUGGCAGUUUUCCUCCACAACCAAGAGAGGCCUGACUAUUGAGCAACUCACCACACUGGCUGAGAAACUGCUUGGGCCUUGUGUGAACUACUCCGGUUGCCAGAUCACUUGGGCCAAGUUUUGCAAAGAGAACAUGGCAGGAAAAGGGUUCUCAUUCUGGGUUUGGUUGGAUAACAUCAUUGACUUGGUGAAGAAGUACAUCCUAGCUCUGUGGAAUGAGGGAUAUAUCAUGGGCUUCAUCAGUAAGGAGAGGGAGAGGGCCAUCUUGAGCCCAAAGCCACCUGGGACAUUUCUGCUGCGUUUCAGUGAGAGCAGUAAGGAGGGAGGCAUCACAUUCACCUGGGUGGAAAAAGACAUCAGUGGUAAGACACAGAUCCAGUCAGUUGAGCCGUACACUAAGCAGCAGCUGAACAGCAUGUCCUUCGCCGAAAUCAUCAUGGGCUACAAGAUCAUGGACGCCACAAACAUCCUGGUGUCUCCACUCGUCUACCUUUUCCCCGACAUCCCUAAAGAGGAGGCCUUCGGGAAGUACUGCCGGCCAGAAGCCCAGCCUGAUGCGGAAAACGGGGAUUUCACCGGAUGUAUCACUCAGCCGUACCUGAAGACUAAGUUCAUCUGCGUCACCCCGUGUCCUUCCAUCUUCAUGGACCUUCCGGACAGCGAACUGCUGGCUAACGGCUUCCCUGGGACUAACUCGGGUAACACGAGCGACCUGUUCCCCAUGUCUCCUCGCACUCUCGACUCUCUGAUGCACAAUGAGGCUGAGGCCAACCCUGGACCUCUCGAAUCCCUCACUCUGGACAUGGACAUGAACACGGAUGUGGCCUCGCCCAUGUGAGAGACGGGCUCAUGCAGAUCAACCCGAGCCGCAUUUAGCCUUUCACUUCUAGCUGUUUCUGCCGUACGGAGAGGGAGAGAGGGCGGCGCGGACCUCCCGGUUUCUCUUUACACGUCGCUCUCAGAUAGGUGCUACUCUUUGCACUGUUAACUCUCUUCACUCGACCUUGUACUCGUCACAUGUUCCUCUGAACUCUCCUAACACUUUUAAACGUUUCCUAACUUGGAUUUGGUGGAUUGUUCAAGCGAAUCCUUAUUAACAAACCAUACUGAACGAUUUUGUUUUUUUGGACGGAGUAGUUACCAUCCAAAAAGAAAAAGAAAGAAAGCUCACGAGUUAGUGACAGCUUUGUAAGGAUUUUAUGUGCCAUUUUGUUGAUCUUGCAGAAUCAGAAAACCUGUAAUGUGUUUAUUUUUUAUUUUUGGUUUUUUUGUUUUGUUUUAGGAUCUCAACCUAUGGAUUUACCAUAUUAUAUUAUCCUUGUUUUUAAGACUUUUAGAAUUAUCUAAGAAAAUGUAUUAUGUUCACAUUGGCUUUGUGCAAUGAUGAUUAUUUUUUUUUCCUCUACGUAAGCUAACGCUGUAUAUGUGUCAUGAGAAAAGUGGCCGCUCGAGUGAAUUGUAUUAUAUUCUCUAUAUGUCUCUCUCUCUCUCUCUCGAUAUAUAUAUAUAUAAUAUAUCUCAAUCCUGUAUUCACCUUGCUUCACACAGUUUCAUGCCUGGUGUGUGUGUGUGUGUGUGUGUGUGUGUGUGUGUGAGAGACAAAUGGACACGGGUCCUAGCAGAAACUCGGUGUCCAGCUUACAGUGAGUAAAUGGUCUGCACUUAUAUAGCGCUUUUAUCCAAAGCGCUUUACACUGUUUUCAUUCACCCAUUCACACACACACACACACACCAAUGGUAACACAGCUGCCAUGCAAGGUGCUAACUUGCCAUUGGGAGCAACUUGGGAUUCAGUGUCUUGCCCAAGGACACUUCGUUAUGUGGAGUCAUGUGGGCCGACCCUACGAUUAGUGGACAACCUGCUCUACCACCUGAGCCACAGCCGCCCACUGAGUAAGAUCCGACCCAGCCUUAAUUCUCAUUUGUUCGGAUCUUUGUUACUCAGGGUGUUCCUCAUGAACCCAUGAUUGUUUUGGAGCUCAGUAUUUAUAGUGACUGUUAACGAAAACAUUUUCUUCUCUCCGUGUGGACUUAUUUAACCAGCAGAUCAAGGUGAUUGGGAGGCGGGAACACUCGAUUCCCGGUUACACCAUUUCCAUAGCCGUUAAAUGUCGUUCCUUUGACGUUAACCCCACAUCUUGUUUUCUGCAUGAUGAAACGCAAGUGUAAUUACACGCCUUUAGCAUUUACGCCAGAAAAGGCUUUUUUUUUUUGUUUGUUUGUUUUUUUAACAGUAAAAAGAUGAACAGAAUAGGAUAUAAUUAGACCUUAGCCCGAGUCCGAUCCAAGAUGAACACCUUUUACGUUUGCGGUGAAAUAUUUUUGCGCUCGUCAUCGAUGUCCUUGUUCGAACUUGCUUCAAAGCUUCUGUAUCAGUGUCUGGUUGAGUGCUGUAUAAUCACGACUUUAUUAUCGCCUUUAUUAUCCUUUUUAUGAGUUUAAAGAUGUUUAACUGUUAGCCUUCCUCACUCAUUUUGCCUGACAUUACCCAGUGCAUCACGCUGGUCAUUGUAGUUCCUGUGUUGUAAAUUUCCCUGCUUGUGAGCUCUCUGUACAGUGGCUGCAUACCUUUUUAAUUAAAAAAGAAAAAAUUAACAACCUA
Molecule: messenger RNA, 4403 nt
Organism: Ictalurus punctatus (channel catfish)
Lineage: Eukaryota; Metazoa; Chordata; Actinopteri; Siluriformes; Ictaluridae
Gene: stat3
Product: signal transducer and activator of transcription 3 (acute-phase response factor)
Exons: 24
Coding region: 273-2639 (788 amino acids)
Biological process (GO): response to peptide hormone; leptin-mediated signaling pathway; defense response
Molecular function (GO): RNA polymerase II cis-regulatory region sequence-specific DNA binding; DNA-binding transcription factor activity, RNA polymerase II-specific
Source: RefSeq, a predicted model, not a curated record